AUGAAAGAGAAGAGAGAAGUAGUCACUUCAGACAAUGUAAUCUUCGACGAGGAAAAGAUACGACAGAGGCAAGGUACUGAACUUGAGACAUCGACAACAGAGGGCACACCUGAGAAGCAAGAAGAAAGCAGCAGUGAGUCAGACGAAGAAGAGGAAAACUGGACAACUGGAGAUAGUGCUGAGGAGACUAAUAACGAAAAUGGGACACAACCGUCUGAAGAGCCAGGAAGAAGAAUUUUGCGAGAUCGUCGAACUUUGCAACCUCCACCGAGACUGAAAGACUGCGUACUUGACUCCAGACGUGGAGGAAAGAGCGCAAAAGUAGCCAUGAUUGGUGAAACGGAAGACAUUACGGCGUUUCCGGCUGUUCCUUCAACUUCACAGAAUGUAGUACAAGCAGUAGAACAUAUGUCAACGUCCACUAACCAACAAAUACGCCCUGACCUGAAUAUCCCUGACACUCCAAGAAAGCAAAGGCUGAAACAACGAAUAAUUCAUUUGGAGGAUAUAGCAAAACGCCGCCGUUUACGGUGUAAUGCAUUGUAUGCAUCACGUAGACGUUUAAAGAAGAAGGUGAAGGACGUAUCUCGAAUGUUAAGUGAACUAAAAGAUAAAAGAUUAAUUAAUCAAGAAGAAGUCAACCUUCUCGAAGUCUGUAAUGUAUCUGCAGCAGCACUUAUCAAGAGAAUGGUAAAAAAAACAAAGCAGUACUCAGCCGAACUGCGCAAGUUCGCACUUACACUACACUUUUAUUCUCCAAAAGCAUAUUCGUACAUAAGAAGUACAUUCAAUACGUGUUUGCCACACCCGAGUACGUUGAGGAAAUGGUACCAAUCCAUUGAUGCUGGGCCAGGCUUCACCGCUGAAGCAUUUAAAGUAAUGUCUCAAAAAGCAAAAACAUCUGACAAAAAAAUCCUGUGCAACUUGGUGAUUGACGAAAUGUCAAUUCGUCAAAUAAAGGAAUAUGACGGCAAUAUCGUGCAUGGUUAUGUAGAUUUCGGUGCUGAAUUUGACGAACCUGGGGACUUGUCAGUACCAUGCACACAGUCUCUUGUAUUCCUUUUGGUAGCGAUUAAUGAACCAUGGAAACUGCCAGUAGGAUAUUUUCUGGUUAACGGCCUUACAGGUGAGCAAAGAGCCAAUUUAGUUAAAAUGUGCCUAUCUAACUGUCACGAUGCCGGGAUUGAAGUGGCGUCAAUGACGUUUGACGGUUGUCCAUCAAACAUCGCCAUGUCUCGGGAGCUUGGUUGUUUAUUUGAACACCAAUACCAAGGUCAACUAAAAACCAGCUUUCCACACCCUACAACCAGCGAACCAGUUUCAAUAUUUCUGGAUCCCUGUCAUAUGAUAAAGCUUAUUAGAAAUACUUUAGAAAAUAAAAAAGUACUUCAAGAUAGCAAUGGAGGUUUUAUUAAAUGGCAAUACUUCGUAGAUUUAAAUACCCUUCAAAAAAACGAAAUGUUUCAUCUUGCAAAUAAAUUAACUACACGACACAUCGAUUUCAAAAAUCAAAAGAUGAAGGUGAAGUUAGCUGUUCAAUUACUAAGCGGUAGUGUUGCGAGAGCUAUAGAAUAUUGCGAUAAAGAAUUACAAAUUUUGAAUUUUAAAAACUCUGAAGCAACAGUUCAAUUUAUAAAUACUAUAAAUAAUCUUUUUGAUAUAAUGAAUUCCAGGAAAUUUCCCGGAAUAGACUUUAAAGCGCCAAUAAAUGAGAAAAAUGAAACUAAAUAUUUGACAUUUCUUGAAAAAACAGAGGUAUAUUUGAAACAUCUAGCGGUUCCCGGAGACGAGCAGAAAUUGAUAACCUCAAGAAAUAAAACAGGUUUUUUAGGAAUGUGUGUAUGCAUGAACAGCUUGAAGGAUUUGUAUCAGAGGCUGGUAAAAGAAGAAAAAAUAUUAAAAUUUAUACCCAUGUACAAAGUUAGUCAAGAUCACCUGGAGAUCUUUUUUUCUGUAGUCCGAUCUCAUGGUGGUUUCAAUAAUAAUCCGUCAGCACUACAAUUCAAAGCUAUUUAUAAGAAACUGCUUGUUCACAUGGAACUCAAACAAAGUUUUAAAGGAAAUUGUGUUCCUCUGGAGCACAUUACUUUAUUGACUUGUUCAUCCUCGGCUGAUCACAUAAAUUUGACUACAAAAGGAUACAGAUCAAAUUCACAGAUUGAUAUGGUUAAUGUACAAUCAUUGGCUAACUUUGAGGAAGAGCCAGCAAAUUUCUCAAUUGAUUUAACAAAAGUCUCGCAACAAGUUGUGUCAUAUAUUGCUGGAUAUGUAGUCAGAUACUUGUUAUUAAAAUUGGAUUGCACCGAUUGUAUCCAGGCCCUAGUCGCGUCAAAAACCCAGUCGCACCAUAGUUUUAUCGUAUUCAAAGACAGAGGUAGUCUCGUCUACCCAUCCGAGGACGUAGUCAAAAUUUGUAAUACCACUGAAUCUGUUGUAAAAAGCAACAUUGACGCAAAAAAGCCUAUUGAUCGCGAUCCUAAAAGUAUGGUGAUGAAAGCACUGAAGUUAUUUAUCGGUUCUGAUGUUUUCAACGUUCUCUAUGGUCACUCGUUCGAACAAGAAGCAUGCAGCAAUCAUCUUGUACACCUACUGCGGGCUGUGAUUCAAAAAUACGUUGAUAUACGUGUAAAGUAUUUUCUAAAAUCAAACAUGACUGAAACCAAACGACAGCUCUACAAUAAGCUUACACUUUUUAAGGGUCAAUAA
Messenger RNA from Arctia plantaginis, 2706 nucleotides. The record is from the annotation of a GenBank genome assembly. Lineage: Eukaryota; Metazoa; Arthropoda; Insecta; Lepidoptera; Erebidae.